UCAGACUAAAAGCAGGCAAAGGGAUCUGCAUUUAGCAGGGAACGCGUUUGUGCAGAGCAGAGAUUAACCCCGGCGCUGCUGACGAUGUGCCAGGGCUUGAAGGCUGGGGUUUAGCGUGCCACACUCAAGGGAUCAACGAGUUAAUUUGACAGCGCAUGGUAGAAUAGUGCUUCUCCCACUUAGAAUCGUUAGCACGCUUUAGCAUCAAUUUGUCCAGUCGGGAUGAGAAGUCUUCUGUUCGUUUAGCCGCGCUGCCAAUUGUUGGGAUUGCUGGAGUCCAUUGAAGUGCCUCCCUUUAUGCUGCACACAAAGGAAGCAAAUUGAGCAAGCCGAUCAUACUUUCUCCAGGCUUCUUAAAGGGAGCGCCUUACGGUUCGCUGUACAGCUGCAUCGCCGAUAUCAGCACAGCGUUUCCCUCUGCCAGGCUAUUGAGUUGCCAGGAAGGAAAAAAGAGCAGGGGAUCUGGAUGAGGCAUAGUUUUUCCCCCCUGCAGAUGCUGACAAACUCUAUAUGGAUAUUCUUGGUCUUCUGAGACUUGCUUGUGACUAGAUGCUCCUUGGGCUUUUGAGCUUUGCCUGUUCAGCAUUUCAUGGUCCAGAGGGUGUUCGAGACGCAUCGUGCAGUAUGCCUGCAUUGAUUUAAAUCCAGCAGCCAGAGAGGCAAGCCAGCGUUAAGACAGAGUGGAUGCUGUGUUGCUUUGGGUUAACUGCAAAGAUGCAGGUCUUGCAUUCCUGACUGAAUGGAUGAUUCUGUCUAAGUACUGGGGGAACCCUUGGCAAAAGGAAUUUUGCUUUGCAAGAGCCAGUGGUCUGCUCUUUUAGUUUUUCUUUGGCUUGUCUCUCUCCUGGUAUCAUCAGGGGCUGUCUUAGUCACUUCUGCCCUGAACCAGGUCCAGGUACUUCUGCCGGAGCAUAGCUGUGAAGAGCUGCAUUAAGGACUGACCACCUUUAGCUCACCGCAGUCCAAGUCUCUGGUCCUGUGGAAGUUCUCUGUUGUAUACAGAAAGGCUAAGUGAAGGAACAAUGCAAGUCUCCAUCGCUUGCACGGAGCAUAACCUCAAGAAUCGGAAUGGAGAAGACAGACUUAUGAGCAAACAGAACACCACGAACCCAAAUGCAGUCAAUGCAGCUCGGGCCAAAUUUCGGACGGUGGCAAUUAUUGCUCGCAGUUUGGGAACAUUUACCCCUCAGCACCAUAUUUCCUUAAAAGAGUCCACUGCCAAGCUGACUGGCAUGAAAUAUAGAAACCUUGGGAAAUCCGGACUAAGAGUUUCAUGUAUGGGGCUAGGGACAUGGGUCACAUUUGGAGGUCAGAUUUCAGAUGAGGUUGCCGAGAAGCUAAUGACUAUCGCGUACGAGAGCGGAGUGAAUCUGUUUGACACGGCUGAGGUGUAUGCUGCUGGCAAAGCGGAAGUCAUUUUGGGGAACAUCAUAAAAAAGAAAUGCUGGAGGAGGUCGAGUCUGGUUAUUACAACAAAGCUCUACUGGGGAGGAAAAGCUGAAACAGAAAGAGGACUUUCAAGAAAGCACAUUAUCGAAGGAUUAAAAGCUUCCCUCCAGAGACUCCAGCUUGAAUACGUGGAUGUGGUCUUUGCAAAUCGGCCAGACAAUAAUACCCCGAUGGAAGAAAUUGUCCGGGCAAUGACGCACGUGAUAAACCAGGGCAUGGCGAUGUAUUGGGGAACUUCCCGAUGGAGUGCCAUGGAGAUCAUGGAAGCUUAUUCAGUAGCGAGACAGUUUAAUAUGAUUCCACCAGUGUGUGAACAAGCAGAAUACCACCUAUUCCAAAGGGAAAAAGUGGAGGUCCAGUUGCCGGAAUUAUAUCACAAGAUAGGAGUUGGAGCGAUGACCUGGUCUCCGCUUGCUUGUGGGAUCAUCUCAGGGAAAUACGCCAAUGGGAUUCCUGAAAGCUCAAGGGCUUCACUAAAGAGCUAUCAGUGGCUAAAGGAGAAGAUUGUGAGCGAAGAAGGGAGGAAACAGCAAACAAAGCUGAAAGAUCUCUUCCCGAUUGCUGAACGCCUGGGAUGCACACUACCUCAGCUAGCCGUGGCAUGGUGUCUACGCAAUGAGGGUGUCAGCUCAGUUCUUUUAGGAUCUUCUAACCCAGAGCAACUAAUAGAGAACCUCGGUGCCAUACAGGUUCUUCCAAAGAUGACAUCCCACAUUGUGAAUGAAAUUGAUAACAUCUUGGGGAACAAACCUUUCAGCAAGAAGGACUACCGAUCCUAAUGCAUUGCAUGGCUCAACUGGACUGCAUGGCUAAAAUCGCGCUCUGUACGUAGUAGGGUACUGAGGCAGUACUAAUUAUCCUGUUAUAAUUAGAAUUUAUUCAGCAGUCCCUCUUGCUCCCUGUCUUCUUCAGGGGGGCGUGCUGUGCCCGAAUGCUGAAGCACAGCUGAUCUUUUGGUCACCUGAGAUAGUCUUAGCUCUUUUCUUUUGACUCAAGUCCUCAGAGUUUUGACUCGACUCCAGCUCAAGCCAAAGGGCACCACCCAGAGGGAAGGGCUGCUGGGCAAGCCCCAUUGAGAUGAACGAGAUAGGCACAGCAGCGCUGCCAUUCAGCGUAGUGGUGCAGGAUCCACACUGGAUCGUGCUCCAUUUACUCUCCCUCUUGCCGCUUCCUAGUUAUGCAGCGAAAAUACUCAUGUAAAGAAACAAUAAAGAUUUCUAAGCUUUGGGUACUUGGAAAUUCAACGAAGGAUGUACAGAUAUAUUUUUUCAAUACAGCCAGAUACAGGUAAAGGCUUUGGAUAAAUGACACGAGACAGACCAUUUUCAGUUGUAAAGAUUUUCAAAGUUAUCUCAAGAAUGAGCAUUCAGAUUUUUUUUUCCAGUUGUCUUUUUUAAUGCUGAGGUGAGUUUUUGCUUUGGGCUUCCACUACCCAAGGGCUUACUAGUUAUAGUAUUAUACAGGUUGGCUUCUCAGUCAGUUUUAGGAUUUUAGGUUAGACUUAGCAAUGCCACAUUCUGAAAGAAAAAUGGACACAUUCCAGCAUGCGUUUAACUCCCCCCUUAGGAGGGCUGUGACUUGAUGGUAAAAUACCCAUUUUGUACUAUGAAAGUUCCAUGUUCUAGUCUCUACCAUCACCAAUUAAAAGAAUGAGGCAGUAGGUGACAUGAAAGACUUUACCAGGGAGUAGGCACUACUGCCCUGGGUAGGCCAGAGAGCUGACUAAGAGCUUUAAACGUCGACUGGAUUAUAUGCAUUAUUUUUAUUACAAAUCAGAAAAAUGGAAAAGGUUGAAGACCUCCAGUGAUAGCAGUAAAUCCCAUGGAAUUUGAUAGGAACCAAACAUGGUAAAACAGGUGGUGUGGCUGCCAGUUUUCUGACAAGGGGGAUGUGAAACUUACUCAACCGGCCCACAGCUUAAGCUGCUAGACCUCAAUGAGUUCACCUCCCAAGCUUUAUUGUCCACCCCCUCCACAGCACAAGAAUUAUGCUUUGCUGCCAUUACCAGGGCAUUUGCCUGAUAGCUUGGUCCCUUAUCAGUCCAAUCCUGAACAGAGUUGACAUUCUUCUAAGACUAUUGCACAACUGUGCUUUAGAUCAAACAGCGAAUAUAGUUGGGAUCAGGCCGGAAGAACAACCGAUUAUUAGCUAGGCUAGGCAACUCAGACCAAUAUAACAAUGCAAAAAUGAAAACCAGAAACCCACAAGUAAAAGCCCUGUUUCUUUGACUCAAGCCUUUUUCCUUUUGGUAGUUUGCAGACAUAGCGGCUGCAACUUUUAUUACUCAAUAUAAUGUAUAAUAAAUGUACAUAAUGUGCAAAGCACAUGUACAGUUUCCUGAAGAUCAGAGCCCCAUGUAGGUGAAAGGUUUUCAUUGUCCCUUUUUGUGCUGGCAUCCUAUAUAACAUGAUUGAGUGUGUGUGUUUUUCCAGAAAGCUCAAUGCAAUUUGUGAGCAGUUCAUUAUAAUUUAGCAUCUCAGAGCCUUCCCAGUCCCUUAGUCUGGAUUGUGUGUCUUCUUUCAGAAAGGGUCUGUGCUAACACCCCUCUCUGCACAUCGGUUGCAAUGGUUCUCAGUACUCCUCUGUGGCUUAGAUGUCACACUUGCCAAGUGUGGUAUGUACCAGUGGUGUGUGAAAUCUGUGCAGCAGGGCAGCGUCAUGCUACAAGCUUCAGUGUGCAAUACUGUACAUAUGUGGCAGUGCGGCUAGAAGUCAGCAUGAGCUGACAGGAAAUAGGAGCUGAGAAUUCAUGUAAAUACACCUGUGUGCAUCAGAGAGGAAGAGAGUCAGGCAGCUCUACACUUCCAGUCCUCACAAAGUGGAUGGAAAGAUGGGCUGUAACCCUAAUCUCUAUGGUUUCCUGCCACUAGUCACAUGGGUAUGUUGGAUUGGUGACUGCAUUACUUGGCACCUCCAGCUCUUUGCAUCUCCAUGCUGUAUAUUCCAAAACUCUUCCCCGUUCUGUGCUUGAAGAUAUGGGUUGGUCCAAGGUAGUACCACUGACAAGCUCUAGUCAUGCUACC
Messenger RNA from Sphaerodactylus townsendi, 4472 nucleotides. It is a transcript of the gene KCNAB1, whose product is annotated as potassium voltage-gated channel subfamily A regulatory beta subunit 1. Lineage: Eukaryota; Metazoa; Chordata; Lepidosauria; Squamata; Sphaerodactylidae. Gene Ontology annotation, cellular component: juxtaparanode region of axon; voltage-gated potassium channel complex; extrinsic component of cytoplasmic side of plasma membrane. The transcript has 14 exons. The record is from RefSeq and is a predicted model, not a curated record. The coding region runs from base 1023 to 2228 and encodes 401 amino acids. Gene Ontology annotation, biological process: negative regulation of delayed rectifier potassium channel activity; potassium ion transport; transmembrane transport. Gene Ontology annotation, molecular function: voltage-gated potassium channel activity; transmembrane transporter binding; potassium channel regulator activity.